AUGAUGGUACCGCGAGCAUUCGCAGCGACCUCGCCGCCCCGGCAGCACGCAUUUCGCUCUUUUGAUGAAAAAGACGACUUCUCUGUGCGCACAAAACAGAUCCACAAAUCCCGGUCGCCUUCACCUGCGCGAACAUCCAGGCUAUCACCUACGUCUCCCAGCUCGACCUCGACGGCCCUGAAGGUGCCAGUCAAUACGAGGAGACCGCAGCUGAAAUCGACAGAAGCUUCGGUCAUUACCCCGCCACGUCCGCAACAGACUCCAAUUCAAGCGCCUCCCAGGCGAGAGUCCGUCCAAGAGUUACUGCUCGCCACGGCCAUACCGAUCAAGCGAAAAGCAAAGAAGCGGCCGUCGCAGCGCCUCCCUGCCGGAGACCAUGUGGCCAACUUCAGCUCCCUCCUGCAGGAUGACCUCAAGACAACCGGCGCCGGUGUGUCCAGCAGUUAUGGGGCCCAAUUUGACGGUUUGUUCGGAAGCAUCGACGAAUUGGUGGAUGGUCAGAUGUUUGUUGGUAGCGAGGGCGUAGACUCAUCCAUUCUGAGGACCAGAUCAGCGUCAACCGAUUCUAUGCCGUCCCUGGCGUCUCCGGAUGACUUCAGCCUCGGUGGAAACAGCAGUGCGUCGCCAUUCACGUCUCGAUCGAGCUCCUACCGCAAGAUCCGACAUGUCGCCAGCUCCGAGGACUGUGCAUUAGAGCAUCCCCUUUUGGAGGUUGAAGAUGACGACGGGGCGACCACUCCAGAACUCAUGAUGUCGCCAACUCCAAGGAAGAAGCAAUCGAACGCUUCGCGCCGGCCGAGUGCCUUUAAGUCGACGUUGACGGCAUCUCUUAAAGCCAUCAAGACUGCUGCUCAAUCAGUGUCCAACUAUGCGACCCCAUUCAACGAGGCCGACAUGUUCAGUACCCCUUUCGACAUUCACCCUUCAAUCACCGACGACCGGCGACCACCACCAUCGGCAGAACCCCCCUCACCCGCUCUCCGCCGUUACCUCAAUCCCAACAUCUCCUCACCACCAGACUCGCCUGCUCAGCUCCACUUCUGGACCGAUCACCGCUCGACCAAGCCACUGCCAACCCCGCAGCCGAAACGCGAAAAGACACUCGCUUCAUCGGAGGAUGGCUUCCGCCCUCGUCCCAAAAAGAGGACCACCAAGGCUUCCCACGGCGCCGGCGACACCUCCAAGCUCCCCCCCAUUGUUCCACUGGCGACCUUCAUCCCACCCGCCGUCCGUACCGAGCAUGCCUCUAGUCCACCCAUUUGGCUCGGUCCCGACGGCAAUCCCGUCAACAAGCAGACCGCCGACCCUUUACUCUACGAGCCCUUUGGUCCGCUCAAGCAGCGCGAACCGCGAGAGAACCGAGAUUUCCUGCGCAUCUUCGUUUGCGAGAUGGAGAUGAAGCGCGCGGGCAAGCUGAAACUGAGCGCCGAGGGUCACGCCAGGAUGUGGCUGCCACCGGUGGAUGAGGAGGGCCGGAAAAGGUCGCGAGAGGGACGGCAGCGCUGGUCGGUCUCGACUCCCGAGGAGGAGGACGUGUUGGACUCGACGGAGGACCGUGCUGUGUAA
This is a messenger RNA of Cyphellophora europaea CBS 101466, 1566 nucleotides long. RefSeq lists its product as uncharacterized. The record is from RefSeq and is a predicted model, not a curated record. The transcript has a single exon. Bases 1 to 1566 code for a protein of 521 amino acids. NCBI's taxonomy places the organism in Eukaryota, Fungi, Ascomycota, Eurotiomycetes, Chaetothyriales, Cyphellophoraceae.